Aspergillus pseudonomiae is the source of this 498-nucleotide messenger RNA. Its product is annotated as CAP domain-containing protein. Lineage: Eukaryota; Fungi; Ascomycota; Eurotiomycetes; Eurotiales; Aspergillaceae. The record is from RefSeq and is a predicted model, not a curated record. Gene Ontology annotation, cellular component: extracellular region. The coding region runs from base 1 to 498 and encodes 165 amino acids. The transcript has 4 exons.
AUGAAGUCCCCAGUCAGCUUUGUUGCGAUUAUGCUAUUUUGUCUCUCUGGGGCUCGAGCUUCAUUUACCGAUGCAGACAAGCAACGGGCUGUUUCCCUUCAUAACAACCACCGAUCUUCCGUGACGCCAAGCGCUAGUAACAUGAAGCCCAUCGAGUGGGAUGAAGGUCUCGCCACAGCUGCCCAGCAAUUGGCCGAUAGCUGCAAAUUCGAGCAUAAUCGUGCCGGGCAAAACUUAUAUGAGGGCAGUGAUCCAGCGAAUCUUGUGAAACAGGCAAUAGAUGCGUGGCACAAUGAACAUAAAGACUAUAAUUACGAUAGCAAUACAUGCGGGCCCAAUGCGAUCUGUGGACAUUACACUCAAGUUGUUUGGGCGGACUCUUCCAAAGUCGGUAUGGCUGUAUCCUCGAGGAAGUGUGAAAGUGGCAUGUAUAUUGUAGUCGCCAACUAUGACCCUGUUGGCAACUAUGCUGGCGAAAAACCUUACAAGCAACAGUGA